AUGGCCACCACUAUUAAUAGGAUAACCGAAGUGCUAGAACGUUUGACGGACCGUCAAGGUCCUGGACCAGUGCAUCAACAACCUGGUGGGCAGUUAGAUACUGAAGAUAGGGCCUUGGAGAGGUUCCUAAAGUUUGGGCCGCCUAAGUUUCAAGGUGGGCCAGAGCCUGAAAUAGCUGAGGGAUGGUGGGAGAGAAUAUCUGAUAUUUUUGCCACAUUGGAUUACACUGAGACGCGGAAAGUGACUUUUGCGUCAUUUCAAUUUGAAGGAGCUGCACGGUCUUGGUGGAAUCUAAUUAAGGAUAAGUGGGAUAGAGACCGUACCCCUAGUACUUGGGCAAACUUCACCCGUGAGUUUAAUGCCAAAUUUCUUCCACCUCUAGUCCAAGAGAAAAGGGAGGAUGACUUUAUUAAGUGCAAACAAGGGGCCAUGAGUGUAGCAGAGUAUGAAACCAACUUUACUAAAUUAGCCCGAUAUGCCCCUGACCUGAUAGCCACUGAGCAGAGACGCAUUAGGAGAUUUGUGCAAGGGCUCAAUGUGGAGAUUCAAGAGGGGCUAGCCACUGCUCAAAUUAACACGUAUAGUGAUGCCGUAGAGAAAACUCAGAGGUUUGAGACGGCUAGAGCCCAAUCUAAGUCAUUCUUUGCUAGGAAAAGGAAUGCCCCUAGUGGUAGCAGGGACCCAAUUUCUACAAGUGCCCCACCGCCUAAGAUGGGUAGAGCAACUGGAGUAGUGAAUAUCCCUAGUGCAUCGAGAGGUGCUUUAGCAAGGGGUGCUGGAGCUAGAGGCCCUGGGGCGAGAGGAUCUGGAGGGAAAGGAGGUCAAAGUGGAAGGGGACCCCCUAGGAGUGCUCCACAAGGUGUACAAGUGUCAACCCCUCAGAUAACCUGUGGUUACUGUGGAAAAGCCAAUCAUACCGCAAAUGAGUGUUGGAGAAAAGAGGGCAAGUGCCUCAGGUGUGGAAGUGCUGAGCACCAAAUUGCUAAUUGUCCUAAGAUUUCCGAGAAUGGGGGAAGCCAAGGAGGUGCCACAAGUUCUAGGCAAACUGCUUCUGGAGGGAGUCGGCCGAAGGUCCCGGCCAGGGUUUAUGCCCUAGAUAGUCAACCUGCACCUGACCCUUCGGAGGUAGUCGAAGGUACACUUCCAAUCUUUCAUCGAUUAGCUAAGGUUUUAAUUGAUCCCGGUACGACUCAUUCGUUUGUUAAUCCUGCUUUUAUGUGUGGAAUUGAUGUAAAACCUGUAUGA
Molecule: messenger RNA, 1245 nt
Organism: Coffea eugenioides
Lineage: Eukaryota; Viridiplantae; Streptophyta; Magnoliopsida; Gentianales; Rubiaceae
Exons: 1
Coding region: 1-1245 (414 amino acids)
Molecular function (GO): zinc ion binding; nucleic acid binding
Source: RefSeq, a predicted model, not a curated record